GCCGGAGCCAGCAGUCCUAAUCAGUCGUGUAAUCCAGGGUUAAUGCCUGCCCCGAAUCAGCAUGCGAGUCCUAAUCAAUCAGCUGGAGGGGGUUUAUUGCCAUGAAUCAGCAAAGUUGAACAUCGCAAUCCAGAGCUGCCUGUAUUAUGGUUUAUGCUUUGGCCGUGGGGCUUCUUUUUCUCUCUUGAAAGCGAGAAGGAGAUUACGCACCUUUGUCGAUGGCAUCUGAAUCGAAAGUCCACCUACCGUCUCAAGAUGCGCCCUGUUCAACGUGGUAAUCACGUGGUACCUCGUUUUACUGCUGUUCCUUGGUCUCGGUCGCCCACUGCUGCGCUGCUGUGGGGAGGUGUGCUCGAGACGAGGGGUGGUAGGUGGGUGACUUGGCUCUGACUGAAUAUUAUGUCCUAGUCGUAGUACAGAGGCAGGAGAGAGAGAGAGACGUAUUCGUCCAUAUUGGCGUUCUACGACGGCCGGUGGCUUAUAUUUGACCGUCCAAGGUGUGUCUGGUAGGAUUUGAUCACCUUAUCUUACCGGAUAUAUGUAUGCGUGUAAACCGGACUCGCGGUGCACUGCCUCAUUUUGAACGAGUUUCCUGGCGCAUAUCCUUGCUUUAACCAUUGGAUUGGAUCAGUCACCUUAUCCCUGUGUUUUACUGAAGUACGGCAGCCGAUUUGUCUGUGAUUGUUCUGAGGCAUGGGCUGGGCAGAUCUGAAUUUAGCUUAGCAGCAGUACAUGUGAAGCAGCUGCGGUGCACGCACCCGAAAGGGAAUCUGAACAUGCCAUUGGGCUCGCACAUGCCGCGAUCCCCCCACUUGGCAUGUCAUCUAGGAAUAUUUUAUCUCUUUUCUUCAGAGGGAAAGGAAUAUUUUUGAAGGGAGGAAUAUUUUAUCUUGUUAGCAUCGGGGCACGCCACCACCACCGUGGGCGACGAUAUAGGAACCCCCUCGUGUUUUCCUUGCGUCGAUGCCCCUGUCGUGCGCCAGCAGAACUAGAGUAAACAUCAUGGGUGCCGGCGGCAGGAUGACGGAGAAGGAGCGGGAGAAGCAGGAGCAGCUCGGCCGCGCCAACGGCGGCGCAGCCUACCAGCGCUCGCCCACGGACAAGCCGCCGUUCACGCUGGGUCAGAUCAAGAAGGCAAUCCCGCCUCACUGCUUCCAGCGUUCGAUCAUCAAGUCCUUCUCCUACGUGGUCCAUGACCUGGUCAUCGUCGCGGCUCUGCUGUACGCGGCGCUGGUUUGGAUCCCUACCCUCCCGACCGUGCUGCAGCUGGGCGCCUGGCCGCUCUACUGGAUCGUGCAGGGCUGCGUCAUGACCGGCGUCUGGGUCAUCGCACACGAGUGCGGCCACCAUGCCUUCUCCGACUACUCGCUGCUCGACGACACCGUCGGCCUGGUGCUCCACUCGUGGCUGCUCGUCCCCUACUUCUCGUGGAAGUACAGCCACCGUCGCCACCACUCCAACACCGGGUCGCUGGAGCGUGACGAGGUGUUCGUCCCCAAGCAGAAGGAGGCGCUGGCGUGGUACACCCCCUACAUCUACAACAACCCCGUCGGCCGCCUGGUGCACAUCGUCGUGCAGCUCACCCUCGGGUGGCCGCUGUACCUGGCGCUCAACGCCUCAGGCCGCCCGUACCCGCGGUUUGCCUGCCACUUCGACCCCUACGGCCCGAUCUACAACGACCGGGAGCGUGCUCAGAUUUUCAUCUCGGAUGUCGGCGUGCUGGCCGUGUCCCUCGCCUUGUUGAAGCUCGUGUCGUCGUUCGGGUUCUGGUGGGUGGUGCGGGUCUACGGCGUGCCGCUGCUGAUCGUGAACGCGUGGCUGGUCCUGAUCACCUACCUGCAGCACACCCACCCGGCGCUGCCGCACUACGACUCGACGGAGUGGGACUGGCUGCGCGGGGCGCUCGCCACCAUGGACCGCGACUACGGCAUCCUCAACCGCGUGUUCCACAACAUCACAGACACGCACGUGGCGCACCACCUCUUCUCCACCAUGCCGCACUACCACGCCAUGGAGGCCACCAAGGCGAUCAAGCCCAUCCUCGGCGAGUACUACCAAUUCGACCCCACCCCCGUCGCCAAGGCCACAUGGCGCGAGGCCAAGGAGUGCAUCUAUGUCGAGCCCGAGGACCGCAAGGGGGUCUUCUGGUACAGCAACAAGUUCUAGCCGCCAAGAUCCAUCAACUGUGCUCGAGAAAGAACUCAGAGAAGAGAUCCUCCCAAGUAAUUCCAUCCAUCUACCUACAGUCCAUAUGGUUAGUCUUUAGAUAGCAGAGGGCAUUUGGGCACAAAAGAAGACUACUAUUACCGUGCCAAUGCUAGAAGAGUUGAGUGGUGCAAGGAAGAGUAGCGUGUCCGUGACUUUGGUCAGUUCCGUCUUUACUUUUUCUCUGCGUUCUAGUCGUCGGCUUAGGUUUGGCCGGCGGUCGUCGUUGGUGUCCGUGGCCGUGGACAUGGCCGCGUGUGUUGUGUGUGCGUCUGUCAUUGCAUUGGCGUCAUCUUCCCCCGUCCGUGUCAUGUUGUUGUAGACCAUUUGGUGUUUAUGGCGGAAUAACUGAUCGUCGAAGGAAGGGCAACUUUUUUGAGUA
Messenger RNA from Triticum aestivum (bread wheat), 2587 nucleotides. RefSeq names its product fatty acid desaturase DES2. The coding region runs from base 964 to 2166 and encodes 400 amino acids. Gene Ontology annotation, biological process: lipid metabolic process. Gene Ontology annotation, molecular function: oxidoreductase activity, acting on paired donors, with oxidation of a pair of donors resulting in the reduction of molecular oxygen to two molecules of water. Lineage: Eukaryota; Viridiplantae; Streptophyta; Magnoliopsida; Poales; Poaceae. The transcript has 2 exons. The record is from RefSeq and is a predicted model, not a curated record.